Venturia canescens is the source of this 3450-nucleotide messenger RNA. It is a transcript of the gene Top3beta, whose product is annotated as topoisomerase 3-beta. Gene Ontology annotation, cellular component: nucleus. NCBI's taxonomy places the organism in Eukaryota, Metazoa, Arthropoda, Insecta, Hymenoptera, Ichneumonidae. Bases 708 to 3266 code for a protein of 852 amino acids. The record is from RefSeq and is a predicted model, not a curated record. The transcript is spliced from 13 exons. Gene Ontology annotation, biological process: DNA topological change. Gene Ontology annotation, molecular function: DNA topoisomerase type I (single strand cut, ATP-independent) activity; DNA binding.
CGCGUUUGUCAAUUUUUCAAUUGAAUCUCUAUUGUGAUUGAAACAUGUAAAGAAAGUGAUUUUUCGGGAUUUUCUAAUUGAAUUUCGCUUUGAAACGCAAUCGUCUUCGAUCUUAGCUAUUCCAGGAUAAAAUGUAUUGAGCAAACUUAUAAAAAUUUUGAGAAACAACGAAUUUUCGAUAUUCGGCUGUAUACGAAAACUUUGUAGGGCUAUAAUUUUUGGAUAUGCAUAUAUAAUUAACAUUUUUUAACCUACUUUUUUUGGAAAGCUACUUUACCAACAGCAGGUUUGACGCGUGCGUAUUAAUAUAUAUAUAUAUACAAUGAGACGAAAAUGAAGAGUUGGUGUUUUUUUGCCUUUUUUUAUUGAGAGGAUCCAUGACGAUGGCAGCAGCAGCCCGGGUGUGUAGUUGUGAUUUGGAGUAACAAUAACACAUGUCGCCGGCAAAAAAGCCAUCGUUGGAGGUGGAAGGAAUAAACAAGAUAAGUGUUGGCUUUGAAUUUCGAAGCCAACAAUUAGCCCAUUCUGUUGCGAAAAAUUCGGGAACGAAGAAAAAAGCACAAAUAAGUUGUAGUAUCGCGCGAUAUAAAUUUUUGUUUAGUUGUGAAUAGACUAAUCAAUACACGGUGUGUAAUAAAAUGUACAAAUCUCGUAUAUUGUAGUAGUUAAAUAUAUAGAGAAAAUAUAAGAGAAAAAUUCAUACAACAAUGAAGACUGCUUUUAUGGUAGCGGAAAAGCCCUCGCUGGCUGCUUCCCUCGCAAAUAUUUUGAGCAAUGGACACUGUAAUACGAGAAAAGGCUUCAAUGGCUCGUGUUCGGUACACGAAUGGGUUGGUAACUUCAUGUCUGAGGUUGUCAACUUUCGCAUGACAUCAGUUUGUGGGCACGUAAUGAGCUUGGAUUUUAUUGGAAAAUACAACAAUUGGGACAAAGUUGAUCCGGCUGAGCUCUUUUCUUGUCCUACCGAAAAAAAAGAAGCUACUCCAAAACUCAAGAUUCCUGCAUUUCUUGGCAAGGAAGGCGCUCGAUGCGAUUAUCUGGUCCUGUGGCUCGACUGCGACAAAGAAGGAGAGAAUAUUUGCUUCGAAGUUAUACGUGCUGUGGAGCAGGGCCACUGCGGACGCCUUGACCCAAGAAACAUUUGGCGAGCAAAGUUUUCUUCGAUUACGGAAAAAGACAUAAAAGCUGCCCUCGCGAAUCUCAUCAAACCAAACGAGAACGAAGCAUUGAGUGUGGAUGCGAGACAGGAACUCGAUUUACGAAUAGGCUGUGCCUUUACGCGAUUCCAAACGAAAUUUUUUCAGGGAAAAUACGGAGAUUUGGACGCAUCGCUCAUAUCUUACGGUCCUUGUCAAACACCCACCCUCGGUUUUUGUGUUCAGCGACACGACGAGAUACAGACUUUCAAACCAGAUCCUUACUGGGUGCUCCAGGUAACGAUCAAGACUGCUGAUGGCCAAGAGCUGACUACCUCCUGGGCACGCGGUCGUUCUUUCGACAAGGAAGUAGCAAAUAUGUUUUUGAGUCACGUGAAAGAGCACGAGGAAGCCGAAGUAAUCAGCGUUUUGAGCAGCGAGAAAACGAAGCCUCGACCGAUAGCUCUCAACACAAUCGAGUUGAUGCGGGUCGCCAGUUCGGGACUUGGAAUGGGACCACAUCAUGCAAUGCAAAUCGCCGAACGACUUUACACUCAGGGUUACAUAAGUUAUCCGCGAACGGAGACGACGUCUUAUCCUCAAAAUUUUGAUCUUCAAGCUGUGCUGAGGCAGCAACAAAGUAGUCGAGAAUGGGGAGACGAGGUACGAAAAAUUUUGAGCAAUGGCAUCAACAGGCCGAGAAGUGGACACGACGCUGGCGAUCAUCCACCAAUAACGCCGAUGAAACAAGCCUCGAGAGAAGAGUUAGAUGGAGAUUCAUGGCGGGUUUACGAUUACAUAACUCGCCACUUUAUCGCUACGGUCGCAAGGGACUGUAAAUAUUUGAGCACAACCGUAAAAUUCGAAAUCGGUACCGAGACCUUCACUCUAACUGGUAAUUCCCUCAUGGACCCUGGUUAUACAAGUCUUCUAACUUGGCAGGCUCUGGGGGCCAAUGAUUCUCUGCCGAAUUUGAAAAGCGGUGACAGUGUCGCGAUCCACGAGGCGAAAUUGUUGGAAUGCAUGACCCAGCCGCCCGACUAUUUAACAGAAUCGGAGCUUAUAACGCUGAUGGAAAAACACGGAAUUGGCACGGACGCCUCGAUUCCCGUUCACAUAAAUAAUAUAGGAACGCGCAAUUACGUGACCGUUGUUUCCGGGAGAAAAUUAGUUCCUACUUCCCUGGGAAUCGUUCUCGUUCAUGGAUAUCAAAAGAUAGAUCCUGAAUUGGUUCUACCAACGAUGAGAUCGGCCGUGGAAGAACAGUUGAAUCUCAUCGCUCUGGGGAGAGCCGAUUUCGAUGCGGUUCUUUGCCAUGCCAUUGAAAUUUUUAAACAAAAGUUUCAUUAUUUCGUUCAAAAUAUCGAGGCCAUGGACCAGUUGUUCGAAGUUUCGUUUUCACCGCUUUCAGCAUCUGGCAAAGCACAUUCCAGGUGCGGCAAGUGCAGACGAUACAUGAAGUACAUACAGCCAAAACCAUCGAGACUUUAUUGCACGCACUGCAACGAGACGUACAAUUUGCCACAAAAUGGAAACAUUCGUAUCUACAAAGAACUCAAGUGUCCAUUGGACGAUUUCGAGUUGUCUUCGUGGUCGACGGGAACCCGUGGCAAGAGUUACAUCUUCUGUCCGUAUUGUUUCAACAAUCCGCCGUUCAGGGACAUGAAAAAGGGUUUCACAGGCUGCAAUUCCUGCACUCAUCCAACCUGCGCCCACGGACUCAAUUCCAACGGAUUGUGUAGCUGUCUCGAAUGCGAGAGUGGAAUUUUAGUUUUGGACCCUUCGGCCGCGCCCAAAUGGAAAUUAGGCUGCAAUCGAUGUGACGUUAUUAUUCACAUGUUUGAAAAUGCUCACCGAGUGAGCGUCGAUAGGGAUAUUUGCGAUUGCGGAGCUCAGCUCGUUUCCGUCGAGUACAAGCCCGACAAGAGCAAACUCCCGAACGAGGCAACGGAGAUGACAGGCUGCGUGUUUUGCACUCCAGCGUUCGUGCGAUUGGUGGAAAAGCAUCGGGCAGUGGCCUCGAAGCCAGUAACGACGAGAGGACGAGGAGGUCACGCGAAAUCUCGAGCUCGGGGCAAGCCUCGUCCGCCCAAGGACAAGAUGGCUCAAUUGGAUGGUUAUUUCGUAUGAAGGCUGAAAUUUCGUACGAAAUUUCUUAAAAAAAAAUCGUGUUUUUUCCCCCUUGCACGAUGAAUUUGCCAAUUUUGUACCAAAUAUUUACAAAAUCUCGGUGUUUUUGUUGUCCGAUUGAAAAAAAAAAAAAUCAAAUAAAGUAAGAAAACACGCGGAAAUAAAAUGUUUUGUAAACUAUCCA